AGGGCAGUGCCAGUAAUGUCCUCAGCCUUGCAGUAGUUAUCAGGAUCUUUAGUAUAGUCGGCAUGUACCAUCAAUUUACAUGUGACUGCUGUCACCCUACUGUACAACCCCCCUCCUCCCUCCAACAAAUGAUUCAACCUUCCAUAACUCUCCCUCUCUUUAAUGAUCAGUUUCCAAAUCUAAGUCUCUUCACUUUGGCCAAGCUCAUCAAGAAUCACAUCAAUGGCAUCCACAUAUAUCAGAGUGCUUCUUAUCAUCUCAAUGCUACUACUCACUCUCAGCAGCGCUCAGGCUGAUCACACCAGUUUCCAGCUCAUGACUGAGGAAACUGAAUGGCCCUGGACGAUGUCUGUGUACGAUGAGUUGGGUGCCAGUGAAGAGGAAGAAGGUGGCAUAGCUAGGAGGUCUCUAUAUUGGAAACGAAUGCACUAUUACAUAUCUUAUGGGGCACUUUCUGCUAACAGGAUUCCAUGCCCCCCUCGUUCUGGGAGGUCUUACUACACUCACAAUUGCUUUAAAGCCAGAGAGCCUGCUAACCCCUACACCAGAGGCUGCUCUAGAAUCACCCGUUGCAGGAGAUAAGGAGUGUCUUAGGAGUUGCUGCUUUUAUGUUUAUGGAGAACAUUGUUUUGAUUUUGUGUGACUCUUUGUUUCACUCAUUUUUAUAUUAAUAGGAAGUUGUUACUUCUUGUUCUGCUGAACUUGCUUUGAGAUCUCUUAGAUCUGAUAUAUGACUUGUGCCAACUACCAAAUCAAGUGAAUUUCUCUGGCUUUA
This is a messenger RNA of Theobroma cacao (cacao), 775 nucleotides long. The record is from RefSeq and is a predicted model, not a curated record. Lineage: Eukaryota; Viridiplantae; Streptophyta; Magnoliopsida; Malvales; Malvaceae.